This is a messenger RNA of Dentiscutata erythropus, 170 nucleotides long. Lineage: Eukaryota; Fungi; Glomeromycota; Glomeromycetes; Diversisporales; Gigasporaceae. The record is from the annotation of a GenBank genome assembly.
UAAUGAUGCACCACAAAGCCCGCCAAAAUCGACGACGGCACCACACCAACAAAGACUAGCUCCAGCGACGAAGACUCCACAAACGACGGCUUCAGCAAAAUGCCAUCAACGAUGCACCACAAAGCCUACCAAAAUCGACGACAGCACUACACCAGCAAAGACUAGCUCCA